AGAGAGGCAGAGGUGGAGAUCGGCGUCAGAGGAAGUGGACGAGGGGACUUUGGAGCGAUGCCUUGAUGGAGCAUGGGCCAGGUUUUAGGAUUCUCCCAGUGCCAGGAAUACGGCUCAGUGGCCUCCACGCCGGACUCCACCCCCCCCUGCACUGAUGGUGGGAACGAGGAGUCGGAGCUGUGCUCGCUGCAGACGGCCCGGGACUGGUCCGAGGACGAGGAGCUGGAGGAGGAGGAGCUAGAGGAGGAGGACGAGGGGCUGGGCUCCUCCCCGUCCCUCUGGGGGACGCCCCGGCAGAACUCCUACGAGCUCGGCUUCUCCUACUUCGCCAUCGCCGAGGCGGAGGCGGCGGGCGCCUCCCGGCACCGCGACCGCCGCCGCACCCCGCCCCGCGCCGGCCGCGCCCUGCUGCUGCGGGCCGACACCCUGGAGGCCUUGCUGGACCCCCCCGACCCGGACUGGGACCCCCAGGCCUUCCUGGGGCUGGGGGACAGCGGGGAGACGGGGGAGACGGGGGAGACGGGGGAGACGGGGGAGACCCGGGGGGCUGGCGGCCAGCCCUCAGCAGGCCCGGCCCACCUCCCGGGCGCCGCACCCGGGAACCAAAGAGGGGAGACGGAGGGCGGCCCGCCCCCGCCCCCACACGCCUCCCCCCCCCCCCAGCAGGGGGAGGAGCCCCCGCGGAGCCCUCCUGGUGAGUCAGACCGCUGCGGGGAGGUGUGUCAUCAUGACAUCAUCGGCUCACCGGGCAGGGCAGGGUGCCGUCACCGUGACGAUGACGCCAACUUCCUGUUUCCCGACCCGUCGCCCCACCGACCGCAGCCGGCUGUCGCCAUGGAGACCAUCUCGGUGAAGCUGCUCACCUGUGUGGGCCCUCCAGGGGCGCGCGGAGCGGAGGCGGCGGCGGCCGGCCCUCGCGGGCCCCGGGGCCCCACUCAGGAACACCUGGCCAGCCUCCACUGGUUCUCAGCCCUCGGCCUGACGGAGGAGCAGGCGGUGUGCUUCCAGGAGGCAGUGAUGGAUCUGAUCUACUGGAAGGACACGGAGCGGUCGGGCAUGGUGCUGACGGGGCUGGUGGUGGUCCUGCUGUCCCUGUUCCAGCUCAGCAUCAUCACCGUCGUCUCCACCCUCUCGCUCGCCGUCGUCUGCUUCGCCAUCGCCGUGCGCGUCUACUACAAGACCCUGCACAUCCUCAACUGGGCUGAUGGGGAGCACCCCUUCAAGAAGUACCUGGACAUGGACAUCGGUCUGAGUGGAGAGCAGGCCGAGCAUGCUGUGCAGAAGGCCAUCGUCAUGGCGAUGUCUGCGUUGGAUACCCUGAAGAAACUAGUCUUUGUCGCCAACCUCAUCGACUCCCUCAAGUUCCUGGUCCUGCUGUACCUGGCAACGUUCCUUGGGAAGAUCUUCAACGGCCUCACCGUCUUCAUCAUGGGUGUUAUCGCUAUUUUCUCUCUGCCACUUUUCUACCAGCAGCGCCAGGAGCAGGUCGAUAGCGCCAUUGCGAAGAUCCAGGCCAACGUCGACAACGUGAAGGACAUUGUGCGCAGAAUUCUCCAAGGGGGAGGCCCGACCCCGGACCCCACACCAGGUGGCGCCAAACCCAAGACCCAGUGACACGAAACAACGAAAAUAUAAAGAAAACGGACAAAAAACAAGGAGUUGGGAAUGAAGAGGAAACUAAGUGGAGUUACAGGCUGUCACUCAGAUGUCUUACCCAGCAGUCUGUGCUCGGGGGGGGGGGGGGGAGGGUUGGUCACACAGGGGAGGGUCCCGUGACGGACCAGGGUAACCCUGGGGGCUGGAGGGGGGUGGUUUGGGGGGUCUUAAGUGGCCGGCGUGUGCUGCUGUUACCCGGCACUAGGGGACAAUCCCGGGCUUUUCCAGGGAGACUCGAAAACAGAACGCGGCCAAGAAAAGACUCAGUGUCGUGGUGACGGGCAGCUGCAGAGCCAAUGAAACAAAGCCGUUCUUCAGUGGUGUGGGCAGCAUGGUGACAACGGGGGGGAAGGAGGGGGGUUGUGAGUCAGACACCCAGAGGUCACCUACAGAAUGACAUCAUCAUCAUCACAUCCCACAAGGCUUCGUCUCCUCAGUCCAGACGGUGGUCGUCUCCAGCACCCCUCCCCCCCCCGGCCGUCAGGGUGCAUGUGAGGGGAGGAGACGCAGACCGGAGACGGGUUCAUUUCAUGGCUGUGCGCGUUGUGUAUAUACAGAAACCGAGUGUGCGCGUGUGUUACGAUGUGUGUGUCUGGGAGAAUGUGUGUGUGAACGAAAAAUCCUUUUAGAGAACGAGAGAUUUGUGAUUAUCAACUGUUACACGCAAGCUAUUAAAGCCCACCUGCUCUGAGCACCCAGCCACUCGCUCUGUC
Molecule: messenger RNA, 2369 nt
Organism: Gadus morhua (Atlantic cod)
Lineage: Eukaryota; Metazoa; Chordata; Actinopteri; Gadiformes; Gadidae
Gene: rtn2a
Product: reticulon 2a
Biological process (GO): neuron differentiation; endoplasmic reticulum tubular network formation; brain development
Cellular component (GO): postsynaptic density; endoplasmic reticulum membrane; neuron projection
Source: RefSeq, a predicted model, not a curated record